AUGGCCAUGUUGUGCGGUGUAGGGGAGGGGGGAAGGUGCAGAGUGAGUGCAAACUGCCCCAGCCAUCCAUCCAACGAGGCAUCUAUAUCUUCGUCUGUGAGUGUCUCCAGUGCUACCAACGCCUCCAGGCCAUCCCCAUUCAUCAAUACAUCCCCUGCCUCAUCUUUCUCCGUUGGUACCCUACUAGCACCUGGCGUACCAGUACUUGUACCUGUCAGUACCGUACCAAUUCAUGAUGGUAUCGUACCAAUGCUCAUCGUACCAGUUCCUACUGGUACCGUACCAUUUCUUGUCAUACCAGUUCCUACUGGUACCAUACCAAUUCUUGUUGUACUAGUUCCUAUUGAUACCAUACUAGUACAUGUUGGAAUCGUACCAGUACCUAUUGCUAUCGUACCAGUUCUUGUUGUACCAGUACCUGCUGGAGCCAUACCAGUACCUGUUGGAACUGUACCAGUACAUGUUGGAGAAGUACCAGUACAUGUUGAUGUUGUACAAGUACCUGUUGGAGUCGUACAAAUACUUGUUGGAGUCAUACCAGUACAUGUUGGAAUCGUACAAGUACCUACUGACACUGUACUAGUACCUAUUGGUACCAUACCAGUACCUGAUGAUGUUGUACCAGUACCUACUGACACUGUACUAGUACCAGUUGGUACCAUACUAGUACCUAAUGAUGUUGUACCAGUACUUGUUGGUACCGUUCCAAUGCCUACCGUACCAAUUCCCUGCUUGGCCGUUGUGUCUUUUCCUAGUACAACCUCCCCUACCACUGUUUGGUCUAUCGUACUGGUACCCUCUGUGGCUGUUGCAAGUACAGCCAAGCUGAUUUGUGGUAAUGAUACCCGCCGCUAUGUUGGUGGUUCCUCUUAA
Molecule: messenger RNA, 873 nt
Organism: Cryptomeria japonica (Japanese cedar)
Lineage: Eukaryota; Viridiplantae; Streptophyta; Pinopsida; Cupressales; Cupressaceae
Product: SH3 domain-containing protein C23A1.17-like
Exons: 1
Coding region: 1-873 (290 amino acids)
Source: RefSeq, a predicted model, not a curated record